Schistocerca gregaria is the source of this 1355-nucleotide messenger RNA. RefSeq lists its product as uncharacterized. Gene Ontology annotation, biological process: ribosomal large subunit biogenesis. Bases 12 to 1355 code for a protein of 447 amino acids. Lineage: Eukaryota; Metazoa; Arthropoda; Insecta; Orthoptera; Acrididae. Gene Ontology annotation, molecular function: protein binding. The record is from RefSeq and is a predicted model, not a curated record. Gene Ontology annotation, cellular component: nucleolus; preribosome, large subunit precursor. The transcript is spliced from 2 exons.
AACCACUUACCAUGGAAGUCAUCACUGCCAGCAACCUAUCAUCUUUCAAGCUUUUCCUCAUACCCACGCACCCAGCCAAUACUACACCCACACUGCUGGCAUCCUGGAAACCAGAAUCAUCUCUCUUUGCUAAAGAUGGCCAUGAAUUCCCCCCAAUCACCGCCACCCGAUCACUCCUAUCUAUCGAUGAUCAACAGCUCAUCUCUUCACAUUCGCUCGACCAUGCAGAAGGUUCUGUAUUCCUCCUUCAUCAACUCCAUUUCUCACCAUCCAGCUCUCUUCCCGACCCGGCAUCUCCUGAUCAUCUCAGCCCCUCUUUCUCCCAUAAUACACCUGAUACAUCUUCUUGUCCAACUCCCUCUCCUAUCAUACCCACACAAAAUGUAUCUGUAACUCUCCAUCCUUUGCAUCUCCUCACUACAUCAUCUUCCGUCUCUGUGUCCCUUCACUACCUCCAUCAUCAAAAAACUAUUCUCCAUGCAUCCCAAAACGGUGACCUUUUCCUCUUCGACCCCCACCUCCUCGACCCUUCUAACGUACCUUCUACUCCUAUCAUCACUACUUGGAACCUUCAGCAGUCACUUACCUCUUGCUCACCCAGUCCGGACCAAUCUCUUCUCUCUGUCGUUGGACCAAAAGGCACCCUCCUCACUGUCUAUGACCUCCAGUCCCAAAAACAAUACUGGAAAUCCAAAUCUCCUCCUCAUGAUUCUCUCGACAUGCCCUCUCCUAUCUGGGAUCUCGAUUCCAACUGGAUCGACCAAAAUCUUAUCGUCGCUGUUACCUCCUACGGACACAUCCGUAUUUAUGAUAUCCGUACCAAGCGUCAACCUAUAUUUUCAUAUUCUCUCACAGAUGAACGCGCUUCCUACCUCAGUUAUUUAAAACAUCAAAGACUCACCAAACAGGAUCAUGUCGACUCCCUUCAGCGAGUUGUUCUCUCGCCCUUUGACCAUACCCAAGCUGUCAUCUCUACCAAUCGUGGCGAUGUUAUGCUUGUUGACAUAGACCAUACUAAAAACCUAAAAAAACGGGUUAUCAAAAGACUGAAAGGAAUCACUGCAUCUGUUCAAGAUGUAAAAUACUGCCCACAUGAACCUAAUAAUCUAGUCCUAACCGGAUUCGACAGAUACUUAAGAAUAUAUGAUUCGAAAAUGUAUAACAGCUUAAGCAAUGUCUACACCAAGUUGAUUCAAAAUAGGAUUUGCUUUAGCAAUGUUGUUCCAAUGUGCUUUAAAGUAUCAGAAGCUCGAAAAGAUGCUAAGGAGAAUUUAAUCCACGAAAAAGAUAAUGAAUACGAUGCCAUAUGGGAGAACUUACCCGUUUCCAACAAAAAGAGUAAAGUAAAUAAAUAG